Molecule: messenger RNA, 1113 nt
Organism: Sander lucioperca (pikeperch)
Lineage: Eukaryota; Metazoa; Chordata; Actinopteri; Perciformes; Percidae
Product: transmembrane protein 238-like
Exons: 2
Coding region: 260-793 (177 amino acids)
Source: RefSeq, a predicted model, not a curated record
GAUUAAAUUUACGCCCAUGCUCUGGUUUAGUCUAGUCCAAGAAAAGGAAAAAAAAGCUUACCGGUGGCCAGGUAGAGUUUUCAGCCCCUCCUCCAGCGGGCACCCCGCCCCUCCAGGCUGGCGACCUGAGCAGGCUGAGCCUCCACCUGACUCACCUUACAGCCGCUCUGAAACUCAAUGCCAGGGCACAGAGGCUCCAGCCUCCGGGGAAUAACGCAGACCUCCGCGACUCUCAUAUGUGAGAGUAUUAUGUGCUGACAUGGAAGCACCAUACCGGGGCCUGGGCCGCUGUGUGGGCUGCUUCUGGCUCGCAGUAGCCUUUGACAUUGUGGGACUGCUCGUUCUUCUCCUCGGGGUGUUUGUCAACGUGUUUUUCUACGACCUGCUCAUCUACGCGGGAGCCAUCGUCAUCUUCCUCAGCCUCAUCUGGUGGGUGUUCUGGUACUCCGGGAACAUCGAGGUCCCCCCGGCGGAGCUGGAGGAUGAUGUCGGCUUAUUGAAGAAGAACAAGGGCGCUUUGGGCGGCGUUGGCGGCGUGGUGCGGCGCCUCUCCAGCCGCGUGUCCAGUAGCAUCAGGUCCUCGCUUCGUCGGAACGGAGGAGCGCCCGGCACGCGCGCGGCCCGCACGCAGAUGUCAGCCAGAGGGCAGUCGGUGGCCCCGCAGACUGAGCAGGUGGCCGUCGCCAUGGCGACGAUGACCCCACAGGAGGAUACCCUGUACCCUGCUGUCUUCUCAGUGGCGGGCUGUGACGUGGAAAUGCUGCAAACGACAACAGAGACUUCACCUGCAUAGUGCGGGCCGACAGACCCUCGACCAGCCUGUCUACAGUGUCUUCAGCUGACUCCACUGGAUCCUCAACUUUUUUACCAUUUGUGUGUUUAAUGAGACAUUAGUAAUACUUGAUGAUGAUGUCUGGAAAAUAUAUUGUUGAGUCUUUAACAAAUACUUUAUCAAAAUGUAUGGUUUUCUUAUAGAGUUAGUUACAGUUAUGUAUGAAUAGUGGUGGGAAUCAGAGGGUACCUCACGAUACCAUACAUGGCUCACCACAUAGGCCAACACAUUCUCACUCCCAUCGCGUAAAAAAUACGGACGCUUGGUCUAAAAGUCUCCUU